AUGUCUUCCAGUGGCUAUAGCCACUCACCUUUUGCCAACGGCGCCCGACCUUCCCACAAUCAUAGCUCCUCUGAUGCAAGACCGGCUAGGUCGACCAGAUACGACCUUGACACAAUAUUCCGGAAUUUCACCCGAUUCUUCACUGAUAGAUAUGGACAUGGCUGUGAUCAGGAGGGCCGGACUCUGCAAGAACGACUGACGGAACUGCAAUACUCCAUCCAGGCUGGUCGGAUCGAUCCAGGAAUCCUCGAAGAAGGAAGUAGACCCGACUUUUACAGUGGAUCUCGAGGGGCUUCAUCUGGAACAGAUAACACUCCUGCUUCCCUACGUGCGCAACAUAGGAGACAUACCUUUGAGGGGUUCCUUGAUACCGAGGGUCCUGACGAGCGACACCAAGCCCCUUCUCCUACCUAUCAUGAGUACUCCGAUGAUGAAAUUUACUCUGAUGACGAUUAUGAGGACUUUGAUGAUGAUGACUAUGAUCACGUUAGUGGAGAGGAGCCGAGACCUCAAAUCAUCCGACGCCAUGUGAUCAACCCCUCCGGAGGGCCGGUCAGAAGUGCAACUUGGUCUUUCAGCAUCGGUCCCGAAAGCUCAGCAAGACAAGGUUUGGAUGGUUCAAUACAUAUCACUUCUUCCAUGACUUCGAACGGGCAGUCUUCCUCAGGUCACUCACAUCAGCACCAUUUCAGCCUGCCACCUGGACUUACAGGUGGCUACGGCGAGUCACGACCCUAUUUGGGAAGAGGUUACAGGCUUACGGGCAAAAACCCCAGAUAUCAUGGUGGUGGAUCCGGACGUUAUCCUCCUUAUUGA
Messenger RNA from Kwoniella botswanensis, 816 nucleotides. RefSeq lists its product as uncharacterized. NCBI's taxonomy places the organism in Eukaryota, Fungi, Basidiomycota, Tremellomycetes, Tremellales, Cryptococcaceae. Bases 1 to 816 code for a protein of 271 amino acids. The transcript has a single exon. The record is from RefSeq and is a predicted model, not a curated record.